Messenger RNA from Auxenochlorella protothecoides, 291 nucleotides. RefSeq names its product Asparagine-rich protein. The coding region runs from base 1 to 291 and encodes 96 amino acids. Gene Ontology annotation, molecular function: mRNA binding. Gene Ontology annotation, cellular component: cytoplasm. Lineage: Eukaryota; Viridiplantae; Chlorophyta; Trebouxiophyceae; Chlorellales; Chlorellaceae. The record is from RefSeq and is a predicted model, not a curated record. The transcript is spliced from 2 exons.
AUGUACCCGCCCUUUGACCCCGGCAUGGCGGGCAUGCCCGGGGCCGCGUUUCCUCCCCCCGGCGCGGAAUCUGUGUACGUCCACGUCCCGCCCCCCUCGAUCCCCGGCGGCUACGGCGAUGCGGCGGCCUGGGGCCGGGGCCCCAUCAAGGACGGCGGAUACCCCAUGCGCUACGAGGCCUUUGACUCAAAGCCGUUCCGGCAUGGAGACUGGAACUGUGCCAAGUGCCAAGCCCACAACUUUGCCUCGAGGGUGGUGUGCUUCAGAUGUGGCGCUGAGAAGGUGGAGUGA